This is a messenger RNA of Prorocentrum cordatum, 1645 nucleotides long. The record is from the annotation of a GenBank genome assembly. Lineage: Eukaryota; Dinophyceae; Prorocentrales; Prorocentraceae.
AGCCUUUUUGGCCCGAGUCGGCCUGGCACCUCCACCCGCGGCCGCGUCGCGAGGGCGCGCUCCCGCUUCGCCACCGCCCGUCAGGCCAGUGCUGCGGCGGAGCUCCGCGGCGCAUUGGCUGGCGGAGGGUCGAUGCUUUCCGGGCAGGGCCAGCUGGCCGCGCGGCGGCUGAGGGCCGUCCUCUUGGGGGCCAGCCGCAGGAACGCCUCGGUUCUGGCGGCGCCCGCGCCCCCCGGGGCGGCGUCCCCGGCCUGCGGCUCGCGCGGCAUCUCUGCCUCCUUGCUCGCUGGCAGCGGCCGCCGCGAGCUUCCGGAGGUGCCCCAGGCCAUAGAGGCCCUCGGUUGGCACACCGCGAACCGCAUAGAGGAAGCCAAGUGCCUGCACCCAGCGUUCUACACCGACGAGGCGUACGCCGUCGCGGAGCGGGAGCGCAUCUUUGGCACGCAGUGGUUCGCGGCGGCCCACGUGCAGGAGUUGUCAAGCCCAGGGGACGUUAAACUCGUGGAGUUCGGAGACACCUCCAUUGUACUCACAUGCGACAAGAAGAAUCAUAUCCACGCGUUCUACAACACGUGCCGCCAUAGGGGCGCGCGGGUCUGCACGUCCAGCCAGAAGAAGUGCAAGCAGCUCGUGUGUCCGUAUCACUGGUGGGCUUAUCGCCUCGAUGGCACCCUGAAGGCGACGCCUCCCGCACACACCCCGAAGGAGCGCAAGGAGAGCCUGGGGCUCCUGCCCGUUCCUGGCGUCGGUGUCUUCGCAGGCGUCGUCUUCCUGAACCAGAUGCCAAACCCUCCCCCGCUCUUGGACAUGCUGGGUGACCUGCCAGACAAGCUCAGCAACUACGACCUUGGCGACAUGGACAUCCACAGGGCCAUUGACUACGACAUCAAGGGCAACUGGAAGCUCAUUGCCGAGAAUUUCGUCGACUUCUACCACAUCGACGCCGUGCACCCCGCGCUGGCGAAGUUUUCCAAAGUGGAGGAUCAUAUGAGCUACCAGGGCAAAGGCCAGUACGUAGGCUUCUGCACGGCGCCCCUGACGGACUGCGGUGGCCCGGGAGAUUCGCACGUGUUCAACCACUUCCCCCGCCUGCGGAAGACAGAGUCCGCCGCGGGCCUUUUCUUUCAGGUCUUCCCAAACGUUAGCUUGACCAUCUACCCGCACUCCGUCUUCAGCCUGAUAUGCUUACCUGGCUCGACGGUCGGAGAGACCAAGGAGCAGCUGUCCCUCCUCAUGGCGCCCAACGCUAAAAAGGAAGAAGACACGCCCGACCAGUAUACGCAGAAGUGCGACGACCUCUGGCAUUUCGUCCGCCGCGUGAACGAGGAGGACAUCGAGGCUAUCGAGAACCUCCAGCGCGGGCUGGUCCAGGCGCGGCAGACAGCCGUCCCGGGGGAGUUCCUCCCCAAGUACGAUUGGCCUGUCCACCGCUUCCAGAACAUGGUCCUCUCUGGGCUGCACGGGGACCAGCUGAACGAGCGCAACAUGCCCGAGUACAGCAGCACGUUCGCCCGCCAGAUGCAGUCCAGCGCGGCCUGACGCCGGGUCGCGUUUGUCGUUGCUGCCGCUGCCGCUGCCGCCGUCGUUGUCGUCGUCGUUGACGUCGUCGUCGUUGUGGUUUCAUCCCAAUUUCGCCCUCGUCCCC